AUGCGUUACAUUUCUUUCUUGAUUUUGUUUUUUAACUUUCUUGUAGUAGUAAACUCUUCAAUUCGUAACGAUAUUAUUCAAAAUGGAAAUAAACUUAGCAAUGAUGAACGAGUAGUAAACUUUCCGGUGACUCUGGGAUAUGUAACACCGUGGAACAACAAAGGGUAUGAUAUCGCAAAACUAGCAGGAAAAAAAUUUACUCAUAUAGUUCCUGUUUGGUUUCAAAUUGUUCCUUCUGCUGAUUCUAUUUGUUCAAUUGAAGGAACUCAUGAUAUUGAUCGACCAUGGAUAAAUGAGAUUAAAAAUAACUCCCCAGAUACAAAAAUUUUACCCAGAUUUUUAAUUGACAAAUGGGAUAAAGAUACGUGGAUAAAUAUGUUAAGGGAUGACAAUGUUCAACGUGAAUGUGGAAAAAUUUUAAGAAAUUUUGUUUUAAGAAACGAUUUUGAUGGUGUUGUCUUGGAAGUUUAUAUCCAAUCACUAAUGAUUAUUCAAGAUUAUGUUAUUACUGAAACUAUUGGAUUGAUUGAAAUGUGGAGUAGUAUGCUAAGAGAUAAAGAACUAGAAGUUAUAGUUCCACUACCAACACCAUAUCAUUUUGAUCAAAAAAAAAGCACUCAUAAUGAUAUAAAAUUAGAAUUUAGCAAUAUAUAUAACUCUGAACAAUUUAAAUUAAUUGCAGAUGCUGUUGAUUAUGUUAAUAUAAUGACUUAUGAUUUCCAUGGUGAAGGAAUGAUGGGUCCGAUGUUUUGGAUAGAAAAAGUUAUUAACUACGUAACAGAUAAUUUAGAAUCUGACAUCAAAGAAAAAAUUCUUUUAGGUGUUAAUUUUUAUGGAUCAGUUUACAAUCAAAAUGGUGUAACACCAAUUUUGUGGCGUGAUUUUGAUAAAUAUAUUAAUGAUGAAAGUAAUUAUAGUGACAUCAAGUGGAAUGAAGUUUCUCAAGAAAAUUUUGUUUCAGCAAAAAAUAAAAAAGAAAUUGUUUAUUUUCCAACAAAAAAAUCAUUGCUUUUACGUUUUAAAUAUGUUGAAAAAAACAGUAUAGGUGGGAUUGCUAUAUGGGAAUUGGGACAAGGGUAUAACUAUUUUACUGAACUUUUAUAA
Molecule: messenger RNA, 1104 nt
Organism: Strongyloides ratti
Lineage: Eukaryota; Metazoa; Nematoda; Chromadorea; Rhabditida; Strongyloididae
Product: Glycoside hydrolase, family 18, catalytic domain and Chitinase II domain and Glycoside hydrolase, catalytic domain and Glycoside hydrolase, superfamily domain-containing protein
Exons: 1
Coding region: 1-1104 (367 amino acids)
Biological process (GO): carbohydrate metabolic process
Cellular component (GO): extracellular region
Molecular function (GO): chitin binding; oligosaccharide binding
Source: RefSeq, a predicted model, not a curated record